Contarinia nasturtii (swede midge) is the source of this 1534-nucleotide messenger RNA. RefSeq lists its product as uncharacterized. Bases 134 to 1438 code for a protein of 434 amino acids. NCBI's taxonomy places the organism in Eukaryota, Metazoa, Arthropoda, Insecta, Diptera, Cecidomyiidae. The record is from RefSeq and is a predicted model, not a curated record. The transcript has 2 exons.
CAGAUGCCUAAUUAGGUCCUGUGGCUUAUUUUGCUUACUCACACAUACAUGACGCCAAAUUAAUUCUGUCAAAACUGUACUGCAUUUGCACCAACAAAACGGAAUCACUGAUUAUUUUCAGUGAAAGACUAAAAUGGCUGUCGAACCAGUUUGUGUCGAUCAAAAAGACGAAAUUGUCGUCCAAGAUGCCGAAGAAGUACCACUGGAGCUAAUGGAAGUGAAUGACGAUUGUUUAGAGUCGAUUUUCCAGAAUUUACAUUGGAAAGAUAUGUUCAACAUGGCCGUAUCAGAUGAACGAUUCCUUACAUCGCUUCGAUUCGCAUUUUUCCGUCAAUAUCGUAAAAAGCGUGUUACAUUGAGAGCUGGUGCCCUUCGCACGGUUGAUAAUACCGGUGCGACAUCAAAAAUAACCAUCGAUGCAUCGGCGUUUUUCGAAUAUUUUGGUUCAAACACAUUGAAGCUGGCCAUCAAACAUCUGGAUUCGAAUCAAGUCAAAGUUGAAGAAUCGUUGCUAAAAAAUUGCACCAGCUCAGUUGUUGAUUUGCAGCUAUUUGAAUGCAAAUUAUGUUUUGAGCAAAUCAAAAAACCGUUCCAUAAAGUCGACAGUCUAGUGCUCAAAAGCACUACCAUCGGCGAAAACCUAUCACGAUUGGGCAUUUGGUUCCCGAAAUUGGUCACAUUAAAAUUGGAAAACGUUAAAACAUCGCAUCCGGAAUCGUUGGAAAAACGAUGGCCAGCCCUGAAACACUUGGUAAUUUGUGAUAAUAAAGGAAAGAUACCACUGUCGACCAUCGAGACAAUGCUUCACGUUAAUCCACAAUUGAAAUCAUUGCACUUAUAUCGUGAUUAUAAUGCAGACUUUCUUCAGUCAAUCAACCUACCACAACUUGAAGAGCUCUAUCUUAAAGUACCCAAUGAUCGAUUCAUGAGCCUCGGUGAUGGACAGAAGAUUCUCUUCGAAAAUGUGAAAAAGUUCGCCUUACUCGCAUGGCAUGAAGAAGAUGAAUUCGCACUGAAUUUUCCAUUCAACUUCACAAAACUGGAAACAUUGUACGUCGGCGGUUCAACUAAAUACAACUAUGACGUUUUUAAUUUCAUCAAACAAAACAUACAACUCAAAGAACUAAUGCUGCUGAACCAAACAAUCGAUACUUAUGGCUUUCAUGAUGGUGUGAUGUCGAUUAUCAAAACAUUGAAGGAUCUUAUGGCACUGACCGUUUCCGAGGACUCAUUUUUGUGGAACGAACUUUUGGAACUACUGUCUGAAUGUCAUCAGUCUAAUAUAAAGCAAUUUAGCAUCAAGUUUGGUCAUCACUUGGAAUGUCGAGCAUUUUGUCAUUAUGUUCGAGACGAAAUCGAGAAGGAAUGGACAGUCACCGAAUGGAAGGCGACGAAAAAUCCAAAUUGGCAUUAUAUACUGCGAUUUGAUAAGAUUUAAUUUUAAGACAAAUUAAUUUUUUUAUUUAUACCAUUUUAUACAGGUACUGAUUGAUAUCAAAUAAAGGACCGCCUCUUUUUAUGUUGUAUCAGCUUA